Molecule: messenger RNA, 450 nt
Organism: Gastrolobium bilobum
Lineage: Eukaryota; Viridiplantae; Streptophyta; Magnoliopsida; Fabales; Fabaceae
Product: dehydration-responsive element-binding protein 2G-like
Exons: 1
Coding region: 1-450 (149 amino acids)
Biological process (GO): response to stress; positive regulation of DNA-templated transcription
Cellular component (GO): nucleus
Molecular function (GO): transcription cis-regulatory region binding; DNA-binding transcription factor activity
Source: RefSeq, a predicted model, not a curated record
AUGAAAGGUAAAGGGGGACCCGAGAAUGCUCUGUGCACUUAUAGAGGAGUGAGGCAGAGGACUUGGGGAAAAUGGGUUGCAGAAAUAAGAGAACCCAAACGUGGCACUAGGCAUUGGCUUGGCACUUUCAACACCUCUAUUGAAGCCGCACUUGCUUAUGACAAUGCUGCUAGAAGGCUCUACGGUGCAUCAGCCAAGCUCAAUUUGCCAACACCUCGAGUUCCUCCAUCUCCAAACAUAGACAACAACUAUUGUAAUAAAGUAGUUGAUCAUAAUUUGAUCAUUCCUCCGAGGUUUGUAUCUAACUCCAACAAGACUUCGUGUAAUAAUAAUACGGUGCUUCUUGGAGACAUGAGCUGUACUGGGGUGUUCUGGGAGAGUAGUUUAGACCAUGAAGCACAAAGUCUUACCCGGAGCACUAGUAACUUCGUUAGGGAUGAUUUUCUGUAA